Messenger RNA from Parnassius apollo (apollo), 498 nucleotides. Lineage: Eukaryota; Metazoa; Arthropoda; Insecta; Lepidoptera; Papilionidae. The record is from the annotation of a GenBank genome assembly.
AUGGAAGGGAAAGUACCACCAUUUGCAAAACCAAAUGCUUCAGAAGUUAAUAAGCGAUUUAAAGAUGCGAAUGAUAAAGAUACAUUUAUAACAAAAAAUAAAGUAAUUCGUUGUGAAAAUAAUAUGCCACAAUAUGAUGUACCUGACUUAGACAUAAAUUUUCAAGCUCCAAUUGAUUCACCAACUUGUGUUAGCCAAUCUAUGGAUUCUGAUAUGACAUUGGAAACAAAGUCAAAGUCAUUGGCUUAUGAUAAUGUACCGGAAAUGAAUACACAUUAUGAUGCAGAUUUUUCUCCAGACGACAGUGGAGAAGAAUACCGUCCUGAAAAAGUUAAACGUACAUAUCCAUUAAUAGGUAGUAGACGAAGAUCAUCAUCGAAUUCUUCUUCUUCAAGUUCUUGCACAUCAUCUAGCAUCAUAUCAUCAUCUAAGAACACUUCUACACAAAGUGUUGCAAUUUUGUCGCAGAAUCAACCUUUUAUUUUAAACCAAGACUAA